Balaenoptera acutorostrata (minke whale) is the source of this 3850-nucleotide messenger RNA. RefSeq names its product NLR family member X1 (gene NLRX1). Gene Ontology annotation, molecular function: protein binding. Gene Ontology annotation, cellular component: mitochondrion. The transcript is spliced from 10 exons. Lineage: Eukaryota; Metazoa; Chordata; Mammalia; Artiodactyla; Balaenopteridae. Gene Ontology annotation, biological process: negative regulation of canonical NF-kappaB signal transduction. The coding region runs from base 395 to 3316 and encodes 973 amino acids. The record is from RefSeq and is a predicted model, not a curated record.
CCGCCCCGGGCCUGCUCUCCGGGACACUAGCCCCUCUCGCCAUCUCCCUCCUCCCAGGACCCGGCGGCCCGGAGCGCCUGGGCUCGUGCUGGCGCUUGCCCGCUGCCGGGCCGUAUGCCAGGGCUGGCAGGGCUCCGCGCAGGCGGGCGGGGCGUGCAGGAAGCGUUGCGCCGCGCCGGGGCCUCUGGGAGCAAGCGGGAGACUCUGGCGGCGAUCGGCUCCCGGGCCCGGGCAGCGGCUGUAAAGGUCUAAGUAGCAGGGGCGGGGCGGUGCUGGGCUGGUGCCACUAGGAGCUAGCGGCUGGGGACGCGUGGGACGCAGCCGGUGCUCUGAGAGCGGAACAGGAUAGAAGGUGGUGUGCUCAGUCCCCCAGGCCCUGACCUUCUCUCCUGCCAUGAGGUGGGGCUGCCAUUUGCCCAGGGCCUCUUGGGGCCCUGGUCUGGGAAGAGUACUCCAGCCAGCAGAUGAACGUAUCCCCUUCCUGAUCCACUGGAGUUGGCCCCUUAAAGGGGAGCGCCCCCUUGGGCCCCCUAGGGCCUUUAUACGCCAUCAUGGAAGCUCAGCGGGCAGUGGUCCCCCAUCAGGGAGACACGGGCAGUUGUUCCAGGGCAUCGCUGCAGCUGAAGCUAUCCAACGGCACCGCCAGAACCUGGCCGAGUGGUUCAGCCGGCUGCCUAGGGAAGAGCGCCAGUUCGGCCCAACCUUUGCACUAGACACGGUGCAUGUAGACCCUGUGAUCCGCGAGAGCAGCCCUGAUGAGCUGCUUCGCCCACUGGCUGAGCUGGCCCUGGAGCAUCAGCCGCCCUCUGCUGGGCUCCCUCCACUGGCCCUGUCUCAGCUCUUUGACCCAGAUGCCAGUGGGCGCCGGGUGCAGACGGUGGUGCUCUACGGGACAGUGGGCACAGGCAAGAGCACGCUGGUGCGCAAGAUGGUCCUGGACUGGUGUCACGGGCGGCUGCCAGCCUUCAAGCUGCUCAUCCCCUUCUCCUGCGAGGACCUGUCAUCCCUGGGCCCUGCGCCGGCCUCCUUGUGCCAACUUGUGGCCCAGCGCUACACAGCCCUGAAGGAGACUCUGCCUCUGAUGGCCGCUGCCGGUUCCCGCCUGCUCUUUGUGUUCCACGGCUUGGAGCACCUCAACCUUGAUUUCCGGUUGGUGGGCACAGGGCUUUGCAGUGACCCGGAGGAGUCAGAGGCGCCAGCUGCCAUCAUCGUCAACCUGCUACGCAAAUACAUGUUGCCCGAGGCCAGCAUUCUGGUGACCACCCGGCCCUCUGCCAUCGGCCGCAUCCCCAGCAAGUAUGUGGGCCGCUAUGGCAAGAUCUGUGGCUUCUCUGAUACCAACCUACAGAAGCUCUACUUCCAGCUCCGCCUCAACCAGCCAGACUGCAGGCACGGAGCUGGGGGGGUCUCAGCCACGCCGGCUCAGCGUGACCACCUGGUGCAGAUGCUCUCCCGGAACCUGGAGGGGCACCACCAGAUUGCUGCUGCCUGCUUCCUGCCCUCGUAUUGCUGGCUUGUCUGUGCCACCCUGCACUUCCUGCACGCUCCCACACCAGCCGGCCAGACCCUCACGAGCAUCUACACCAGCUUCCUGCAUCUAAACUUCAGUGGGGAGAUGCUGGACAGCACUGACCCCUCCAAGUUGUCCCUCAUGGCCUAUGCAGCCCGAACCAUGGGCAAGUUGGCCUACGAGGGGGUGUCCUCCCGCAAGACAUACUUCUCUGAAGAGGAUGUCCGUGGCUGCCUGGAAGCUGGCAUCCAGACGGAAGAGGAGUUUCAGCUGCUGCAUGUGUUCCGCCGGGAUGCCCUGAGGUUUUUUCUGGCCCCAUGCGUGGAGCCAGGGCACCUGGGUACCUUCGUGUUCACUGUGCCCGCCAUGCAGGAAUACCUGGCUGCCCUCUACAUUGUGCUGGGUUUGCGGAAGACGACUCUGCAGCGAGUGGGCAAGGAAGUGGCCGAGCUCGUGGGCCGUGUCGGGGAGGACAUCAGCCUGGUCCUGGGCAUCAUGGCCAAACUGCUGCCCCUGCGGGCCCUGCCCCUGCUCUUCAACCUGCUCAAGGUGGUUCCACGUGUGUUCUGGCGUGUGGUAGGUAAGAGCCGCGAGGCAGUGGCCCAGGCCAUGGUGCUGGAGAUGUUCCGAGAGGAGGACUACUACAACGACGACGUCCUGGACCAGAUGGGUGCCAGUAUCCUGGGUGUGGAGGGCCCGCGGUGCCACCCGGACGAGCCCACAGAGGAUGAGGUCUUUGAGCUUUUCCCCAUAUUCAUGGGCGGCCUUCUCUCUGCCCAUAACCGGGUAGUGCUGGCUCAGCUCGGCUGCCCCAUCAAGACCCUGGAUGCCCUGGAGAAUGCCCAGGCCAUCAAGAGGAAGCUGGGCAAGCUGGGCCGGCAGGUGCUGCCCCCCUCGGAGCUCCUUGACCACCUCUUCUUCCACUAUGAGUUCCAGAAUCAGCGCUUCUCCGCCGAGGUGCUCGGCUCCCUGCGCCAGCUCAACCUGGCGGGCGUGCGCAUGACGCCCCUCAAGUGCACGGUGGUGGCAGCUGUACUGGGCAGCGGAAGGCAUGCCCUGGACGAGGUGAACUUGGCCUCCUGCCAACUGGACCCUGCCGGGCUGCGCACGCUCAGGCCUGUCUUCCUGCGUGCCCAGAAGCUGGGCUUGCAACUCAACAGCCUGGGCCCCGAGGCCUGCAGGGACCUCCGAGACCUGCUGCUGCAUGACCAGUGCCAAGUUACCACCCUGCGGCUGUCCAACAACCCGCUGACGGCGGCGGGUGUGGCCCUGCUGGUGGAGGGGCUGGCGGGAAACACCUCGCUGAAACACCUGUCUCUGCUGCACACGGGCCUUGGGGACGAGGGCCUGGAGCUGCUGGCUGCCCAGCUAGACCGUAACCAGCAGCUACAGGAGCUGAAUGUGGCCUACAACGGCGCUGGCGACACAGCGGCCCUGGCCUUAGCCAAGGCUGCCCGGGAGCACCCUUCCCUGGAGCUGCUGCACCUCUACUUCAACGAGCUGAGCUCAGAGUGCCGCCAGGCCCUGCGGGACCUGGGGAGCACCACUGAGGGCAGUGCCCAGGUCGUGGUGUCACUGACAGAGGGGACAGCAGUGUCUGAGUACUGGUCAGUGAUCCUGGGUGAAGUCCAGCGGAACCUCAACAGCUGGGAUCGGGGCCGGGUCCGGCGCCACCUGGAGCUUCUGCUGCGGGAUCUGGAAGAUAAUCGAGGAGGCACCCUUAAUCCUUGGCGCAAAGCCCAGCUGCUUCGAGUGGAGGGCGAGGUCAGGGCCCUCCUGGAGCAGCUGGGAGGCCCUGGAAGCUGAGACAGUGGCAGCAGUGUGUGUCCCCUGGCCCCAAGCCGCUUCUGUCUGUGGCCUCCUAGCUUGCACUACCACUUCCAGAAAGAUCCCUUCAGGGCUGGAGGCAAAGGAAUGGGCACAGCUGUGCCAGUUGCUCUCCUGGGGCAUGUCCAACCAGUGCUUCCAAGUCUGGAGUUUUCAGGGUCACGGAACAUGCUUCCCCUCCCUUCGGCUAGAAGGACUGAAAGAUGUGGCGUUUUGGUGGCCACAUUGUCCUGUAGCACCACCACCAAUCUCCUCUUGGAUUGUGCCACCAGGGGGCACACUUCUUUCGUCGGCCUUGCCAGGGGCUUUGCCAUCCAGAUGUGUUGGAGGGCCUCCGCGUCCUGCCUUUAUGCUUUCUUGGGACACCCUGGGACCCCCAGGAUGCCAGCAGCCACUUUCCUCUCUCACUGGUGCUGUGUCCUCACCCUUGUUUCCCCUUCACCACAAUGGUACCCAACCUCGGUGGCCCCUAGGGGCAUGGGUGCUGACUUGCUGCUAUUAAAGAGCUGUGUC